Molecule: messenger RNA, 5074 nt
Organism: Austrofundulus limnaeus
Lineage: Eukaryota; Metazoa; Chordata; Actinopteri; Cyprinodontiformes; Rivulidae
Gene: nwd1
Product: NACHT and WD repeat domain containing 1
Exons: 19
Coding region: 96-4952 (1618 amino acids)
Molecular function (GO): protein binding
Source: RefSeq, a predicted model, not a curated record
UGUUGUGGAGGGACGUCUCUGAGGACAGCGGUGAGGUGGAGGAGGAGGAAGGAUCAGCACCCAGCAGACGGAGACGACAGCAGCUGGAGAAGAGGAUGGCAGCAGCGGGAGACGUGGACCUGCAGGACGUCCUGAUGAGACACCGUGAUGAAGCUCCGAGGAUGAAGAGCAACAUGAUCAGAGUCUUCCUCAGCUCCACGUUCUCAGAUAUGAGCAGCGAGAGGAAGAUCCUGCUGGAGAAGGCGUACCCAGAAGUCCAGUCCUUCUGCYGCGGUCUGGGUCUGGUCUUUGAGGUGGUGGACCUGCGCUGGGGGCUUCGAAGCGUCUCGUUUGGAGACCACGAGGACUGGGAGGUCUCCCUGCACGAGAUCCGGACCUGUCAGAGGGUUUCAGCUGGACCGGCCUUCGUCGGCCUCCUGGGGAACCGGUACGGCUCCAGGGAUCUUCCUCGUCUCGUCCCGGAGGGACAGUUUGAGAUUCUUCUGUCCAAACUGUCCAAAAACCCCGAAGGACUCAAGCAGCUGCAGCGCUGGUUCCUGAAGGACCACAACGCUGUCCCGCCCACCUACRUCCUCCAGCCAAUCACAGCUCACUUCCCCCACUUCUGUGACCUUCGACCUGAGGACAAAACGCUGCAGGACAACAGCCGUCUGUCCUGGCRUCUCACAGAGACUCAGCUGACACAGCUUCUUCGCUCCGCAGCUGCUGACGCCGAGGAGGACGGAGACAUGACCUCUGAGGAGACACGAGUCUUCUACACAUCAGUCACAGAGAAGGAGUUUGAGGACGGUUUGUGGACGGGGGACUGCGAGUCGCCUCUACUCUUCAUCCGAGAGAGUCCCCGGCAGAAGAUUAGGGAUGGACCCAAACGUCUCACCAGGUUAAUGGACACGACGUUUGAUGGUCUUCUGGACGCUGAGGCCCAGGAGCUUCUGUCCAAGCUGAAGACCCGGGUCUCUGAGGGGUCUCGGGUCCUGAGCCUGCACUGUGUGGACCUGAGCAGAGGGAACGUGGACCCGAAGCGGCGGGAGCACGCUCAGUACCUGGACAGACUCUGUCAGCAGUUUGUCUCACAGAUCAAAGAGCAGAUCCAGGCUGUGAUUGGUCCAUUGGAGGGGAAGAGGAAGAUCAGAGGAAGAGGUGAGGAAGAGGAGGAGCAGGUGGUUGAAGAGGCGAGGCAGCACGCCAUCAUGAGCGCCCACCGGAGUCGAGGGUUCCACGGCAGAGAGGGACUCCUGGGUAGGAUCUGCCUGGCCAUGUGGGAGUCCACCGCAGGCCGCCACGGUCCGGUGGUGGUCCACGGCGCCGCGGGGAUGGGAAAGACCGCCCUGCUCUGUAAACUGGUGCAGGAGAUGCAGGGGGUCCUGGAGUCCAGGGCAGUGCCGGUGAUCAGGCUGCUGGCGGCUCGUCAUCCUCAGAGACCAGACAUUGACGAUGUCCUUCGCAGCGUCUGCCUGCAGAUCUGUCUGGCACGUGGUCUGGCUCCGCCCCCUUCUCUGAUGGAUCACCUGGAGCUGCUGCGGUUCUUCAGGAACCUGCUGGAGGACGUCUCUGGGCAGGACACCACUCUGCUCAUCGUCCUGGACUCUCUGGACCAGCUCUCAGACCGACAUCAGGCCCACAGUCUGCGCUGGCUGCCGGCCGACGUCCCCCCCAAYGUCCACCUGCUGGUAUCCAUGGAGACCAGCAGCGAGGCGUUGGCCAACAUGAGGCUGAAGCUGGGCUCCAUGCAGGGCUGCUUCGAGGUGGACCGUUUKUCCCGUCAGGAAGGUGAGGACAUCAUGGCGUCGUACCUGCAAGCRUCUCAGAGGACUUUAACCUCCGAGCAGAAAGAGGCCGUGCUGCAGAGCUUCCUGUCCACCGGAAGUCCCGCCCACCUGAAACUCAUCCUGUCUGUCGCCAAACGCUGGAGCUCCUUCACCCCGCCCACCCAGCUGCUGCUGGGCGCCAGCGCACAGGAAGUGACAUCGCAGCUCCUGCUGAGGCUGGAGGCUAAACAUGGGAGGGAGCUGGUGGGCGGAGCUCUGGGUUACAUMGCUUUAGCCAGGGAAGGCCUGCUGGAGGUGGAGCUACGUGAUGUCCUGUCCCUGGAUGAUGAUGUCAUCAGCGAGGUSUACAGAUACUCCCUCCCUCCAAUCCCCUCCCUGAUACGGCUGCCCCCCAUCCUGUGGGCCCGGCUCAGACGGGACCUCCAGGACCAGCUGGAGGAACGCUGGACUUAUGGAGUCGCUACCCUCACCUUCAGCAGCCGGAUCUUCUCUGAGGCAGUCUCCACCCACUACCUGACCUCAGAGCGCCGGGGGCGGAGUCACAGGAUCCUGGCUGAGUACUUCUCAGGUCGGUGGUCUGGGAAACUGAAGCCAGCAUCUCUACCAGGUCUGACUCUGCUGCUGUCUGACAGAAAGGCCCCGCCCCAGCCGUUGUGGCUUGCUCCCGGAUUGGCUAACAUCAGGAAGCUCCAGGAGCUGACCUAUCACCUGCUGCAUGCCGGCCUGUGGGAGGAGCUACGACAGGAAGUUAUAGGCAAUGCUGAGUGGUUGUACUGUCAGGCCCAGGUCCUUGGGGUUUCCAGUGUGAUCUACGAUCUGGACCGGUGUUCCAAGUACAUGGACUGCUUUGAAACUGGACUGAUCCAGGACACUCUGGUUCUGAUGAAGCCCAGCCUGGACUUCCUGCAUGGUCACAUGGACGAGUCUGUGUUUUACUCGGAGCUGCUGGCCCGCCUGUCCUCUCUGUCCUCCUCCUGUCCCGCUGUCAUUCGUCAGCUGUGCAGCCAGUGUGAGAACCAGCUCCAGACCAGUCCAGAACCGGUUCUGAUCCCAAAGAACAGCUUCCUGCAGCAGCCAGGGGGSGCCCUACAGCACACGCUGUCUGCUCCGCAUGGAGGUCUGGUUUGUGUGGAUGUCAGCGCUGUAGUCCAGCUGCUGGUUUCAGGUUCUGAUGAUGGCGUGGUGGCGGUCUGGAGCCUCGUGGACCAUCAGCUCCUGCACACUCUGCUGGGACAUACAGCUUUGAUUUUCUCUGUGAAGAUCAAUGAAAGCUCCUCCCACUGCCUCUCAUUGGCUGCUGAUGGCUCUCUGAGGAGGUGGAGCCUAACAAGUGGCCAACAGUUGCUCUGCGUCCUGGAGGCAGUGUCUAUUAACUCAGCCCCCUCAGCUGUUCACCUGAUUGAGUCAGAGCAGGUGAUGGUGGUUCACACUUGGACACAGGUGAAGGUUUGGAGUCUGGAUGGGACUGAGAUCCCAGACAGCGGUGAGGAGUCCUCAGUGGUCCUGGGAGUUCUGGGGGACUCUGUGGUGUCCCUUUGGGACUCUGUUCAAGUCAGAAUCUGUGACCUGGUGAACAGAAACCAAAGUGUGGAGAUUCAGCUGGAGGAACCGGCAAAGAAUCUGAGUCCACUGAGCUCUGUGACAUUACCCAAACAUGACAAAGUGUUGGUGGUGUCAGAGGAGGGGUUCAUCCACCAGAUCUCCAGGUCAGGUAAACAAACGAUGGCAGUGUUUCCUUUGUGUCCAUCUUUGUUUUCUGUUACUGAAGAUGAAACCGUCCUGCUGGCAGGCAGCGAGCGGACUCUGAGCCUAUUCCACAUCAACACGGAUUCUGUGGACGGGUUCCUUGACCUGCAGCAUGAGGACGUGGUUCUGUCUGCCUGUGUGUCUUCAGACGGUAAACGUCUGGUCUCUGGAGCAGCAGACCAGCUGGUCCGGAUCUGGUCCCUGACCACCGGAGCCCUGCUGGACUCCCUGUGUGGGUGCAACGCUCCAGUGACCUCGGUCUUCUUCUACCAGCAGCUGGUGAUCUCAGCCUCGACUGCUGAGGCUUCCAUCCAGCUGUGGAACCUGGACUACGACACCAGCCACAAACCCACRGCCCGCAUCCCAGCUGGCUCCGCCCACACCGCCAUCACCAGAGACGGAGAUCAAGUCUUCUACGUCCAGCAGCAGAGCCAGAGGGAGGUCCUCAGCUGGAGCAGCACCACGGGUUCUGUGUCGGACCGUUUGGCGGUCUCAGCGGAGGUCUCCUGCCUGGAAUUGGCACAGCACAAACGUCUGCUGCUCUGUGGUCUGACCAGCGGGACCGUCCUCAUCUACCCCCUGAACCUCCCCCAAGAGACCCUGUGCAUCCCGCCCCCCGAGAGCCGGUCCCGGGUCCUGUGCCUGGCGGUCAGCUCUGAGGAGAGGCACCUGGCGGUGGCCUACGAGGACUCGGUGUGUCUGUUCGAGAUGACCACCAGAGACAGCUUCCCCACGGUGGAGGGACCCCUGAGGAGGACCGCGCUGUCUCUCCUCCAUGCCCCCCUGUCCUCCAUGGCCCUGCUGCCAGACCGCCGGCUCCUGUACGGGACCGUCUGCGGGGCGGUGCAGCUGCAGGACUUGGUCAGCGGGGAGGGGUCUGAGCUGCAGCCUCACUGCAGCAGAGUCUCCUGCGUGACAGCCAGCAACUGGGGGGCUCACGCCCUGGUGGGGUCUGAGGACGCCGUGCAGAGAGUGUGGUCCCUGAACCCACUGGUCCUGGMCCACACCAUGGAGUACAAGUGUCUGUUCUUCGAGGGGGUCCUCUGCGCUGCCUUCUCCGACAGCGACCAGUUCGUCUUCACCGGAUCUUUAGACAGGACCAUCAGAGUCUGGGACGUGGACUCCGGGAAGCUGCUGUUCGUUCAGUUCGUCUACUCUCCGGUGGUCCGGAUGCUGCCCUUCAGGAAUGGUUUUGUGGGUCUGUCCCGGCUGGGUUCUGUCAUCAGGGAGACCUUCCGCUGUCCGAACCACAUCAGUCCGGACUACAACCCUCUGAGAAACGUCAAGGCCCAGUACCGGGUCACCUCCAGGGCCAAGGACCGGGACGGACAGCAGACCUGCGUGUCGGACCUGCGGGACUUCAACCCGGCCCAGUUCAACCUGAACCUGAUGAGUCCAUUCAGAACCAAGUCGUCCUCCUCGUGUGUUCUGCUGUAGAACAUCAGAACCCUGUCAAAUAAAAACCUUUAUUAUAUUUUAAGCUUUACAGAAAGUUACCAAAAAGAUUUAGAAUAAAAUCAGUCUGAAAUUUAUUGUUGACUAAUAAAAUCUGUUAAUAA